This is a messenger RNA of Schizophyllum commune H4-8, 1155 nucleotides long. RefSeq lists its product as uncharacterized. The record is from RefSeq and is a predicted model, not a curated record. The coding region runs from base 1 to 1155 and encodes 384 amino acids. NCBI's taxonomy places the organism in Eukaryota, Fungi, Basidiomycota, Agaricomycetes, Agaricales, Schizophyllaceae. The transcript has 5 exons.
AUGCCCGGGAACAAUGUAGCGAGCAUCAGCUACGAUCCAGCAGGGGCGUGGUUCGAGGGACAGCUUUGCGAGAGCUGCAGAGCUAUGCCUGACCGAAAUACCGUCUACAACGGGACGUGGCAUCAUACAACGGACGACGACACCAUUGACACACAGGACACAACCAUGACCAUCCAGUUCACCGGAACAGCGCUAUACGUCUAUUGCGUUAUCGCUAACAACGUCUCUGAGGGAACCGGGACUAUGGCGAAUUACGACUUUACCCUCGACGGCCAGGACGCGGGCAACUACCAUCACGACCCCGAGAACGUGACGGACUACUUCUACAAUGUACCCGGUGCGUCUCCCGCGUUUGGCAUCAACUUUCUGCGUGUUGCCAUCGAUAGCGAGACUGACUGGGCCUGGUGCGCAGUGUACACGGUCUCAGAACUGGAGAACGACUCGCAUGAGUUGAUCGUGAACAUCGCCGGCGGGAGCGGCGUCUCGGGGUCAUCAUUGAUGCUCUUCGACUAUUUCACCUAUACUUACGACGAUGAUCCCUCCGAAACAACAUCAGCCUCUGCUGCCCCUACCACGGCCGCGAGCCCCAAAUACAAUUCGAAAGCCAAUGUUGGUGCGAUCGUCGGAGGCGUUGUUGGCGGCGUGGUCGGGGCGGCAGCCUUUGCUGUCGCCCUGUUCUUCUUCUUGCGCAGAAGACGAGCUCGUCGGUCGUCUGUGCUGCUCAGUGAUGGCGAGGUUCGCGGAAAGAGCUACCCUACUGUGAAUCCCUAUCCUGCACCCGAGCCACCAACCGUCUCGCCGAUAGCUACUGGAGAAGUGGCGGCUAAUUCACCAACAAAGUCGCUAUCCCCGUUAGGUGCCUCCCAUCGCACUCCUUCGGACGCUGGGUCCCUUUCCGUGUCUUCCCCUACUGGUUCAUCGCCUUCCACGUCCAAGACGCAAACGGCACUCGAUACGCGGGUGCGGGAUAUGGAGGCGAGGAUUGCAGCACUGCAGGAUCAGCACGGACCGGCGCCUGCUGCCUCUAACUCCGGCGAAGAAGCGUUACGACGGCAGAUAGAAAGUCUGCAAGCAGAGAUUGCUAUGCUUCACGACCAACAGCGGGACAUGAUGAACAACAUGUCUGCGCCUCCACCUGGGUACAGCGAUGUCUAA